GCCAGGCUGGCUGCGUGCUCAGUCUGACAGCCGCCGCGCGCGCCGCUGCAUGUGCCACGCAUCUCACACAUCGCUCACACGAACGUUGCCAAAUUGUGACCGCGAACAGUGCAUAAGUUUAAUCCUUCAACUAUGUUCACGUUAUGAAUGGAUUUCAUGUCACUUUGACUUGUGAGGAUAAACGUAAUCCUACAGUAUGUGGUCCACGACGGGGCUGGGCGCUCGCGUGGGCGCCGCGCUGGUGCUGGCCUGGUCGCUGACGCUGGGCGCCGGUCGCCAUGAGCCCAAGAACUACUCGCACGAAUUCGGCCAACCCACAGAUAUGUCCCUCUGGAUUGACGAGCGGCAAAUACGGAUGUUCAGCGGUAUUUCAAUGGAAGUAUACGCGAUAGUGAACGGCAACGUUUCGCCCUACGUGCUGGACCCGAAUUUCUCUACAAAACUUCCCAUCAUACCGUCAGAGGUUGGAUACGUUAACUUUACGUGGAUGUCGUGCUGUAAAAAGUAUUAUUAUCAUUUUGACACACUGACGUCAUCAGAUCCUAAGAUAUUGAAGGCACCAUACCUGUCCAUAAAGAAAAAGGGAAGAGUGCCUAAAAAAGCCAAAGAAUUUAGCCUUUUCUUGCCAUGUGUGGAAAACAACAGUGGAGUGGUAACUUUAGAAAUAGGAUUAGUUUUAAAAACCGGCAGAGGCAUACCACUGAAAGGUACUCCUUUAAGACUAAGUCUAAAGAAGGAAUGCGCACAGAGAGGUGUGUAUUUAGCAAGAACAGGUCCCGACGCAGAAUGUGACAAAAAGUGCGCGAACCAGGGCUGGUGCAAUAACGACAAGAUCUGCCAGUGCCCCGAGGGCUACAUGGGGCAGUACUGCCGCACCGCGCUGUGCUACCCGCAGUGCAUGAACGGGGGCAACUGCACGGCCCCCGGGGUGUGUAGCUGUCCUACUGGGUAUCAGGGGCGACAUUGUGAAGGAGGUAUAUGUUCACAAAAGUGUUUAAAUGGAGGCAAAUGCAUACAAAAGGACACAUGUGACUGUCCUAAAGGCUACUACGGAUUAAGAUGUGAAUUUUCAAAAUGUGUAAUCCCAUGUCUGAAUGGUGGAAGAUGUAAAGGAGUGAACAAGUGCCGCUGCCCUGUUGGACUGCAAGGCAAUCACUGUGAGGUGGGCCGCAGACUCGGCGGCUCGGACUGCUCGAGGGGCUGCAGACAUGGCACAUGUGUCAACGGAACAUGUGUGUGCGAGCCCGGGUGGCGAGGCAGACUGUGCCACCGGAGUUAUGGAUCUUCAGAAGAAUCUGGUGAAUACAAGAGGCCCCGAUGAAGACAACCAAUUACAAUGACAAAUAAUUACUUAAUGAUGUGAUUUUUACUUAUUUUAUUAUUUUUAUACAUAUUAGUUUUAUAGAGAUUAGUCAUUUAGUAUUAACAUUUUAUGUUAUGUAUUUUAUUAUUAUUAUGAUAUUGGCUAAGAGAAAAUAUGUUCCGAGUUUAAUAAGGCUAUCAAUAAAAUAUAAAAUUAA
This is a messenger RNA of Plutella xylostella (diamondback moth), 1520 nucleotides long. RefSeq names its product WNT inhibitory factor 1. Gene Ontology annotation, biological process: anatomical structure development. Gene Ontology annotation, molecular function: signaling receptor binding. Gene Ontology annotation, cellular component: cell surface; extracellular region. NCBI's taxonomy places the organism in Eukaryota, Metazoa, Arthropoda, Insecta, Lepidoptera, Plutellidae. The record is from RefSeq and is a predicted model, not a curated record.